AUGAAACAAGAAGAAGGUCGGCGGCAUUCUUCCGCACGCAAUCGUAAGCAUAAUGACGAUUUCAUCGCAUUUUGGCUCACAUCUAAUCAGCAACCUGGAUAUGUGCCGGCAACAAACCAGCCACCAAAGGCUGUACACUUUAGUUCGCGCGAUUCCAUCGCUGAGUCAUCGGAGACCUCCUCAACGGACAGCAGCUUGACAGAAAAACCAAAAUAUCUCAAUGGAGGAUAUGGUUGGAUUGUGGUCGCGUUCAGUUUUAUCCUACAUUUCAUUGCGGACGGUCUUUCUUUCAGUUUUGGUGUAUUAUUUCCCAAAAUUCAAGAGCGUUUUGGUGCAAAGCGUUUCGGUGCCAGUUCUGUAGCGUCGCUAUUCCUGUCUCUUCCCUUACUUUUGGGACCAAUUGCUGGUUUCAUCACUGAUGUAUGUGACUGCAAGUGA
Cooperia oncophora is the source of this 438-nucleotide messenger RNA. NCBI's taxonomy places the organism in Eukaryota, Metazoa, Nematoda, Chromadorea, Rhabditida, Trichostrongylidae. The record is from the annotation of a GenBank genome assembly.